Arvicanthis niloticus (Nile rat) is the source of this 2904-nucleotide messenger RNA. NCBI's taxonomy places the organism in Eukaryota, Metazoa, Chordata, Mammalia, Rodentia, Muridae. The record is from RefSeq and is a predicted model, not a curated record.
AUGGCCAGAGCUGGUGGGAACCUUGGGGUUUGGGGGAGCUUGGUGCUGUUGGGUUUGUAUGGUUGUUCUGUGGUCAAGGCGGCUGACACCAGUGUCACUGUGGAUGGGCUUGCUCCUGCUUCUGCAUAUGAAUGUUCUGUGUGGGCAGAGAAAGAUGGAGUCAACGGCAGCACUGAGAGCGUCAUAGCCACCACAGCUCCAAACCCAGUGAGAGACCUGAGGGCAGAGACUCAGACCAACACCUCCAUCACCCUGAGGUGGGAUGUUCCUGAUGGCCAUGACCCUCAGGACUUGACCUACUGGGUCCAGUGUCCUGGAGAUGGUGGCAGCAAUAAUACUCCAAACACAACAGACACCAGAUUCACUGUGGACGGGCUUGCUCCUGCUUCUGCAUAUGAAUUUUCUGUGUGGGCAGAGAAAAAUGGAGUCAGCGGCUUCCCGGUGAGCAUCAUAGCCACCACAGCUCCAAACCCAGUGAGAGACCUGAGGGCAGAGACUCAGACCAACACCUCCAUCACCCUGAGGUGGGAUGUUCCUGAUGGCCAUGACCCUCAGGACUUGACCUACUGGGUCCAGUGUCCUGGAGAUGGAGGCAGCAAUAAAACUCUAAACACAACAGACACCAGAUUCACUGUGGACGGGUUUGCUCCUGCUUUUUCAUAUGAAUUUUCUGUGUGGGCAGAGAAAGAUGGAGUCAGAAGCUUGCCGGUGAGCAUCAUAGCCCACACAGCUCCAAACCCAGUGAGAGACCUGAGGGCAGAGACUCAGACCAACACCUCCAUCACCCUGAGGUGGGAUGUCCCUGAUGGCCAUGACCCUCAGAACUUGACCUACUGGGUCCAGUGGCCUGGAGAUGGAGGCAACAAUAGUACUCUAAAUACAACAGACACCAGUGUCACUGUGGACGGGCUUGCUCCUGCUUCUUCCUAUGAAUUUUCUGUGUGGGCAGAGAAAAAUGGAGUCAGAGGCUUGCCAGUGAGCAUCAUAGCCACCACAGCUCCAAACCAAGUGAGAGACCUGAGGGCAGAGACUCAGACCAACACCUCCAUCACCCUGAGGUGGGAUGUUCCUGAUGGCCAUGACCCUCAGGACUUGACCUACUGGGUCCAGUGGCCUGGAGAUGGAGGCAGCAAUAAAACUCUAAACACAACAGACACCAGAUUCACUGUGGACGGGCUUGCUCCUGCUUCUGCAUAUGAAUUUUCUGUGUGGGCAAAGAAAAAUGGAGUCAGCGGCUUCCCAGUGAGCAUCAUAGCCACCACAGUCCCUAACCCAGUAAGAAACCUGUCUCUAGUGAACCAGACUAAUAGCUCCAUCAUCCUGAGCUGGGAACCCCCCAAGGGUCCAGACCUUCAGGGUUACAGCUACAGAGUGCAGUGCACUGGAGAUGGUGAGAAAAAUGAGACCAGAGAUGUUGAAGAGACCAGCAUUACAAUUGGGAAACUUGAGGCUGGGACCUUGUACAACUUCUCUGUGUGGGCCAUAAAGAACGAAGUCUUAAGCUCUCCAGAGAGCCUAAACAGCUCCACAGCACCAGCUGCUGUCAGCAUCACCUCCUGUGUCAGCACUUCUGGGGGUUAUGAGGUCAUCCUGACCUGGUCCUGCCCAUCUGGGGGUUAUGAGACUUUUGAGGUUGAAGUGGGCAAGAAAUGGAGCCCCAGAAAUGAAUCUUUGUGUGGGAAGGGCAUGACCGUGUCAGGUCUUGAUCCAGCUCAGUCCUACACAGCCACCGUCACAACUAUCUCUAAUAAUCUGAAGGCCCAGACUGUGUCUACAACCUGCCACACAGAGAGUACACCCAUCAUUGUCGGAGUCAUUGUGGGCAUCCUCCUGCUUUUCAUCCUGGUGGGCCUGCUGAUUGUCAUCCUGAGGAAGAGGAGAAAGAAGAGGCAGCCAAAGGAAGUGCCCAAGGGUCUGGUGUUCAGCUUCCCAGGGGAUAUCCUGGCCAAAGACUUUGCUGACCAUGUCCGGAAGAAUGAGAAGGACAGCAACUGUGGGUUUGCUGAGGAGUAUCAGCAAUUGGCUCUGGAGGGCCAAGGCCAGUCUCAAAUGACUGCAUCGGCUGUAGAGAAUGUUUCCAAGAACCGCUACAGGAAUGUACUGCCCUACGACUGGUCCCGGGUUCCUCUUCAGCCCCUCCCUGAGGAACCAGGCUCCGACUAUAUCAACGCCAGCUUUAUGCCUGGUCUCUGGAGCCCCAAGGAGUUCAUUGCAACCCAGGGUCCCCUGCCUCACACUGUGAGUGAUUUCUGGCGAAUGGUGUGGGAACAACAGAGCCACACCCUGGUGAUGCUGACCAACUGCAUAGAGUCUGGACGGGUGAAGUGUGAGCAUUACUGGCCCCUGGAUGCUCAUCCCUGCACUCAUGGGCAGCUGCAAGUGACACUGAUUAGUGAGGAGGUGACAGAAAACUGGACAGUGAGGCAUCUUCAGCUCUUCCAUAUGAAAGAACAGCAGAUUCUGUCUGUGCGCCAAUUCCACUACCUGGCCUGGCCAGAUCACGGAGUUCCUUACUCCCCAGACCCUUUGCUGGCUUUCCAAAAGGUGCUUCGGCAAUGGUUAGAUCAGACCAUGGAUGGAGGUCCACCCAUUGUGCAUUGCAGUGCUGGCGUGGGCCGGACAGGCACCCUCAUUGCACUGGAUGUUCUACUGCGGCAGCUGGAGUGUGAGGGGCUCGUGGGUCCCUUCAGCUUUGUGAAGAAGAUGAGAGAGAGCCGGCCACUGAUGGUGCAGACGGAGGCCCAGUAUGUGUUUCUCCAUCAGUGCAUCUUGAGAUCCCUCCAGAUGCCAGCUCGAGCCCUCGCCCCAAAGGAGGCAAUAUAUGAGAACGUGGCAAGCUUACUGUAUGAGAAUGCAUCUGCCAUCAGGGCCCAUGAGUCUGAGGUCUCAGCUUCUGGGUGCUGA